Molecule: messenger RNA, 786 nt
Organism: Meloidogyne enterolobii
Lineage: Eukaryota; Metazoa; Nematoda; Chromadorea; Rhabditida; Meloidogynidae
Source: the annotation of a GenBank genome assembly
AUGCCAAAUUCUUCAAAAAAUAUUAACCCCCAUAUUUCAAAUGGCAAAAUUGAUGUUAUUGAAAUGAAAAGAAGAUCCAAACCUGAAGAAAAUAAUAUUGAUUGCUUGGCUAGUAGCAGUUUUAAAAAUGUUGAAUUGACUGAUGAUACAGAAAAUAUUGUAAAUGAUCAAGACAACAGCGAUAAUGACGCCACUUUUGUUGGAAAUGAAUUUGUUGAAUUGCCUCCCCUAACUGGGCGUGACCCUCAUGGACAUUCAAAUGUGGCUAGGCCUGAGCCUGCUUUGGUACUUUUAUUUCAGGUCCUUUUUCCUUUUAUAAUUGCUGGAUUGGGGAUGGUAUUUGCUGGUCUAGUUUUUGAUCAAGAAGUUCCCCAAGCAUUAAUUCUUGUCCCUGCAUUGCUCGGCCUCAAAGGCAAUUUAGAAAUGACUUUGGCUAGUCGUCUUUCAACGCAAUCAAACAUUGGAAAAUUGGAUAGUUUACAAGAGGCAUAUUCUAUCAUCGUUGCCAAUAUCGCUCUCAUUCAAGCACAAGCCAUUGUUUUUUUGGCCACAGCUUCAGCAAUGGCUCUGUCUUGGAUUCCUCGUGGUCAACUUGAUUGGGAACAUGCAACACUUUUGGGCGCUUCUGCUGUUAGUACUGCAUCUUUUGCUUCUCUGGUGCUUUCGUUGGUUAUGAUUGCCGUGAUAAUGACGGCUAAACGUUGGGAUAUUAAUCCCGAUAAUGUUGCUACACCAAUUGCUGCGUCUUUAGGUUUUUUACUUUAUUCUUUUAUAUAUAGGAAUUAA